Plasmopara halstedii is the source of this 660-nucleotide messenger RNA. RefSeq names its product SNARE protein TLG1/Syntaxin 6. The record is from RefSeq and is a predicted model, not a curated record. The transcript has 7 exons. Bases 1 to 660 code for a protein of 219 amino acids. Gene Ontology annotation, biological process: vesicle fusion; intracellular protein transport. Gene Ontology annotation, molecular function: SNARE binding; SNAP receptor activity. Lineage: Eukaryota; Oomycota; Peronosporomycetes; Peronosporales; Peronosporaceae. Gene Ontology annotation, cellular component: endomembrane system; SNARE complex.
AUGGUGAAUUUUGGUCUGUUGCUUGAGAUCGCUCCGUGGAAUAUGAGCGCGACGGCUUGGGCUUCAUGGCUUGACCGGCUGGAAAACGCACGCGGUCAAGAAAAAAUCUUGUCCAGCAAAAUCCGCACAGAUAACUCGAGUACCAUCGGCACUAGUGUCUUUGCACUACAGCAGAGUGUAUCGCGGCUGAAGCGCGACUUUGAUCAGCUUAAGAGAUCAUCCAGUAUAGUAACAAAAGAAGAGAUUGACCGUCGGGAACUACUGCUCAAACAGUUAGUGCAGGAUCAACAAGAGAAUCUGGACAUGUAUGACAGUCGGAAGAUUUCAAAAGAGGCAGUAACUCCUGGUACGGCGGAUGCGCCAUCACGAUUGCUGAAGAUGCAGAACCAGAUCAUGAAGGACCAAGACCAGCAGCUGGACUUGAUUAGUUAUGGCGUGUCCAACUUACGAAAUUACAGCCUGUCUGUUAAGGAUGAGACGGAGCUGCACGUGCGGCUGUUGAACGACAUUGAUAACGACGUGGCUCGUGUGACGGACGGACUCGAGUCUGAGGGUGCGCGUGCAGCACGGGUGGCAAAACAAAGCAAUAACACCAGGCUUUACUUGAUUAUCCUCGUUCUCACUUUGAUUCUCAUAUUCCUUCUUCUAACCGGCGGAUAG